AUGCACGACACUCUAAUAACCACGCGCGCCGUGUGCAGGCGCAGAAUGAAGCUGCACGAGUACACUGGCCAGUGUUUGAGCGCUCACCUGCAGCAGCUGAAAUCGCAGCGGGCGCAGCAGGUGUUGCAGCAACCGCUGCAGUUGCAGCAGCCGCUGCAGGUGUCGCGGCAGCCGCUGCAGGUGUCGCAGCAGCCGCUGCAGGUGUCGCAGCAGCCGCUGCCGGUGUCGCAGCAGCCGCUGCAGGUGUCGCAGCAGCCGCUGCAGGUGUUGCAGCAGCCGCUGCAGGUGCAGCAGCAGCAGCAGGUGCAGCAGCACCUGCAGCAGCUGCUGCAGCAGCUGCUGCAGCAGCUGCUGCAGCAGCAGCAGCAGCAGCAGCAGCAGCAGCAGCAGCAGCAGCAGCAGCAGCAGCAGCAGCAGCAGCAGCAGCAGCAGCAGCAGCAGCAGCAGCAGCAGCAGCAGCGCGGACCGUACCAGCCUGUGCGGGUGGCCGGCCGCGACUGCGGCGUCGGGCCCGCGAACUACUCUGAGAUGCCCGCGGCCCAGCUGGCGGCCUGCCUGCAGGACCACGCGCACGCGUUCCAAAUCGUCUGCGGCGCCCCCGGCGCCGCGCUCAGCAAGGCCCAGGCCUGCGAUUACAUGGACGGCCUGCGGCGCUGCGCCGUCAUGCGCCAGGCCUGCAGCGCAGCAUGCGGCAAGCGGUGCGAGGCGUGCUCGUGCGUCGUGGGGGGCGAGGCGUUCGUG
Molecule: messenger RNA, 741 nt
Organism: Monoraphidium neglectum
Lineage: Eukaryota; Viridiplantae; Chlorophyta; Chlorophyceae; Sphaeropleales; Selenastraceae
Exons: 2
Source: RefSeq, a predicted model, not a curated record